This is a messenger RNA of Cuscuta campestris, 1227 nucleotides long. NCBI's taxonomy places the organism in Eukaryota, Viridiplantae, Streptophyta, Magnoliopsida, Solanales, Convolvulaceae. The record is from the annotation of a GenBank genome assembly.
AAAACCAUUCUCCUACUCAUCAACGGUUUCAUACUUAGCAUAGGAAACUGCGGCGGCCCUCUGAUGACCCGCCUCUACUUCGUCCGCGGCGGCACCCGGACAUGGUUCUCCAGCUCCCUCCUCACCGCCGCCUGGCCCCUCACCCUCCUCCCUCUCGCCGCCUCCUACUUCCUCCGCCUCCGGUCCGAGGGGCCCGCCGCCAGGCUCUUCUUCAUGACCCCGAAGAUCCUCGCCGCCACCGCCGCCGUCGGGGCCGUCAACGGCGUCGACAGCUUCCUCUACGCCUCCGGCGUGUCGAAGCUCCCGAUCUCCACCUCCGCCCUCCUCAUCGCCACCCAGCUGGCCUUCACCGCCUGCUUCGCCUUUCUUCUUGUGAAGCAGAGGUUCACGCCGUACUCGGUGAACGCCAUCGUGCUGUUGACGAUGGGCGCCGGAGUUCUGGCAUUUGGGGCCAGCAGCGACCGGCCGGCGGGGGAAUCCGCCAGGGAGUACGUUGUUGGGUUUAUAAUGACGAUUUUGGCGGCGAGUCUGUACGGGUUUCUUUUGCCGGCGAUCGAGUUGGUGUACAAGCAGGCAAAGCAGGGGAUCACGUACACUCUGGUUCUGGAGAUCCAGGUUGUCAUAUGUUUCUCCGCCACCGUCUUUUGUGCCAUCGGCAUGAUCAUAAACAAGGAUUUCCAGGCACUUUCCAGGGAGGCGAGAGAAUUAUUUAAGACGGGGGAAGGGAAUUACUGCGUGGUGGUUAUCUGGACGGCCGUCAUGUGGCAGUUCUUUUUCGUCGGAGCGGUCGGCGUCAUAUGCUACGGCUCCUCCCUCUUGUCCGGCGUCCUCAUCGCCAUGCUCCUCUCCGUCACGGAGGUGCUCGGCGUCAUCUUUUUCGGCGAGCAGUUCCGCGCCCAGAAGGGCGUCUCCCUCGCCCUCUCCCUCUGGGGAUUCGUCUCCUAUUUCUACGGUGAAGUGAAAAGUUCCAAGAACGCCCUCACGGAUCCGGCUAACGCCGUCAAGGAUUGCCAGACGGCGGAAGAAGCUAUCUGCUGAUCGAUCAUCCAAUCGCCGCCGUUAACCGUGUUUUUAUUUAUUUAUACGGAGGAAUAAUUCUACUCCUAUACAUACUUUGGUUGGUUGGAGUGUGUAAAUAUUGGUAGUGGAGAAAAUAAGGUUCAUGUCAAUGCAUGUAAAGACAUCUUAUCUUAUCUUAUCAUCAUGUAAUCAAAUUGGUCUUUGUUU